CAAACUUAUUUCAUUUUUAAAAACUUUUUGUUUUACAACUAUCAGAAGUUUAUGAACUUAUUAUUAAUUACUCUCCUUUGCAUAUAGAGAACUCAGAAGUACAUAGCAGGACACAAAAAAGAUUUAUGGCUAACUCAUUGUCAGGACACAUGUCUCUAGAAAAUUGCAAAGUUUCAUUUCUUAAGUGAUUAAAUCUGUUAUCCACAUACAGAUCUCAGCAUUUUAAAUGAUUUUUGUCAUAUAUUCAGAAAUCUAAAACAGCCUUGUAAUGUAUGGUAUUGACAAAGCAUAGUCAAAUCUGAUGCACUUAAGGUAAAGCCUAAACAGCUUGUCAGUUCAGUUUGCCAACAUUUAAACAUUUGCUACAGAAAACUACAUAUAAAGAAGUCAUUGAAACAAUUCUGAGGUUAAUCUAGAUCUGUUAUAAAGGAAAAAAGGAAUUCAUGUUCAGAACGGAAGAUAAUUUCCGGAAAGCAAGGCAUUAUUUUAUUUCAACUACUUUUAUGGACUCUCCAUGGCUUUUGGCAGUGGCAGCUGUUCAGAGGCCCGUGUGGCCCCAGUAGUGGGUCUUCAUUCCAAUAUUCCCCUAUAUCCAAGAAUUACCACUACAAUUGACUUUUCAGUGGUUGUGUUGUUACAGUAAGAAAAUGUUGAAUAUUUUGAGCAUUCAUCAUAAACAUUAACCUUUUAAAAAUACAUGAAUCAUGACACUGCUUCAUAAAAAAGGCUUUUCUGUCCUUAAUAUGAUUCAGCAAUAGUUGUAUUGAAAGUAUUGAAAACUGCAAUUUGAGCUUUGUUAUAGACAAAUGCUACUUGGAAAUUCUUAUAAAAGUAUCUAAUACAAUAUGUACAUAGAUUAUUUCAAGGACAGGUCAUUUGUAUUUUUAUUUCAUCAGUGAACACAUAAGCAACUAAGGUUUCUACAUCAUCUACUCAAAUACAACUCAACUUGAAAUACCAGUUCCUACAAGUAAAAGAGGACUGCAGAAAAUAUGGGGGAAAAUCAUUGUUUUUUGAAGACCUGUAUUUCAUGGUAUCCAGACGAGAGGGUUUUAUAUAUCGGAUAUAAUAAGUCACAUUUAAAUAACUUGAUGGGUUUAAUAUCAAAGAAUUUUGUUACUUCAGAAAAAGUGGAAAUGAAAAGUUAUAUGAAAAUUCUAGAAAGAGAUUUAUUUUGAUUUUUUAGUGGAUAUUUUACAUCUUUCUAAUUAUAAAUUGUUAAUUAAGACUCUUAAAAACCAUUUUGGGUUAAAUUUUACAUAGUUUGUAAGAUUUGCAUUGUUGCUAGCUGUUUGACCUUUUUAAUAUAUCCUACAGUAUCAUCCCUGUAACAGGGUUAGUUUGGUUAACAUGACACACUUCUGCAAUAAAUAUCUUUUUCAGUACUAUAAAAAUAGAUAAUUGCCAUUAUUUAAGUGAGGCAUGUUCACCCCUACUUUUCCACGGACCUCUCAAUUCAAACAUGACCUAACAUGGGUUAACAGAUACUUGCGUCUCCCUCAAACAAAGACAUUACUUUUAUUUAAUCACAUAUAUAUAUAUCAACCACAUCAAAAUGUCUUUAUAAAGUUAUAUCAAAUCAAGUUUUUGUAGGAAUAACAAAUACCUGGCCAAAUGCUGUGAGUUCUCGGAAAAAUAUUGGGAAUGAUCUUAUUCAAAGAAGCAUGUGUUAAACCAGCAAAAAGAUUAUGGUAAUACUGAUGUAUGUUGUCAGUUAGCUUGUUUUGAAUUUAUCAAGGAAGAUGUUAUAAGUUAUUUUAUUUUGAAAUAUGUAUACAUUUGAAAUUCUGAAAAAAAAAUCUUUGUUCCUGAGGGUCAUCCCAUUGGACUUCAGAUUCAGUAAUGGAAACAGUUCAAGUUUGAUGGUCAAUUGCGAUUGUUUUUCAUCAUUUUCAAUAAAUCAAUAUGUUCCUUAAACUUUAUUUGCGUACAAAAUCCCUCUUUGAAAGAUUUCGAACACAUACCAUUUAACCAACAGAAAACAUAUCUCAAACAAAACUAUUUCAACAAUGAAGGAAAAUUUAUUUUUGGAUAGUUAUUGUUUUAAACGUGUUUUUAGUCUGUACCACUUGUUGUGGUGUUUAGUUUUUCGAGGUCAUAACAAAAUAUUCAGCUGAAUGAUCAAUGCAUAUUCACCUAUCUUGAAACUCCUCGUGAACAAAUAAAAGGAAAUUAAGAAAUUUAGAAUAAAGUUUGUAUAAGAACACAACCAGGCUACAAAAAUUACAUGAACUGUGUCACGAAGAACAAAAAUUCACCACCAGCAGCAGUAGGGGAUAACAGAGUCCACUGGUUGGAAACCUGGCUUCACUGUCUACCAAUACUCUUUUUGGUUUUAUUCAAGCAUAUAUAAUGUAUUGAGGAGGAUCUAUACCAAUAGGUUUUCUCCUGAAACCUGAGGAAUCAACUACAACAUUUUAUGAAGUACAACAAAGGAAUUAACUCAGAGAUUUUUUAUCUUAUCUUAUCCACAAUUAUACAGUUUUUGUUACUAAAAUAUAGACAUAAAUGAAGAAAUAUUUGCAUAUAUCCGAUUAAUAUCUCGACCACUCGGUAACUAGAAUAAAAUGAUGAAUCAAAGAAAUUGAUAUUCUUCAAAAUUUGAAUGAAAGUCAAGAAACCAGAGUGGCAAAAACUAUUAAUUGUGAACCUAAAUCUAAACAUUGAUUGAAAUGCAAGAAAACAAUUACACUGUACUUUAUAAAAAAAAAAACUGUUGAGCUGGUGAUAUGUAAUAUUGUAGUAAACAUCUUUGAUGAAAUCAGGCAUUCAGAUAUUUUAAAGAGCACAUACACGUCACAUAUAUUUUUGAGAAUUUUUGCCCUGCUUGGAUAAAUUGAAUGCCAGUGCCCUGAUGCAGACAGCACCGACUUUGAUAGCAGCUUGUUGAUGGAAGUCAUAUUUUUUAUCGGUAAGAUAUUUUUGUUUGAGAUGUUUACAGUUUGUAUAAGAAUAUUGUUGCAACAUUUUAGCUUAUGAAAAGGACUUCAAAAAUAAAUAAUUUAUUUUUGUCAUUAAAAGUCUUUGUAUCAAAUUAAAUAUUGAAAGUUUUAACAAAUUUUACUCUGAUUUUCAAGACCUAUAAAAAGACUGAUGUCUUCAAGAUAAGUCUUUUCUGUAACUUUUAUAUAUUUCAUUAAUUUAAAUAUUAAUUGUGAGAUAAGAAUUGGUGCUACACUCUUUGAUAAGUAAGUACUGUGGUAGAUCCAUGUAUCUUCAUAUCAACAUUCAAUUUUUUAAGGAUGACACAUGAAACCAUCAAUAUAUCAUGUUUAUUUUAACAUUGUGUGAUGACUUGUUUUUAUUUCUGCAUGCAUAUUGUAUUAGUCUUUUCUAAGUAAUUGUUUCUUGUGCAAAUAUAAGAUUUUCUAUAUUUGUACAUGUUUUUUGCCAGAUUGAUUUUUAAGUGUCUUGUUUUGGCAAAAUGCAUUACACAUUAUGUGUUGACUUGUGUAUAAAAACAUUGUUACUGCAGUUCAUGUUUCUUUAUAAACUUGUAUCAUGAUCAGUUGUUCAACAAAAAUUGUUUUGUCACCUUGCUCAAAGUGAAAAUACUUACUAACAUCUUAUAAUUAAACAUGAAGAUUUAGGCCUUUAUUUUUCACGACUUUCAUCCUUUUUUCCCCUUUUUCACAAAAAACUCCAUCCAUGCAGAUGAUUCAGGCCCUUUUGGCCUUUUGUUUUAAAUACAGUUGAAAGAGAUAAUAAUAAUAUUUUAGAGCCUCUUGGUAUCAACAUUCCUUUGUCAUCCAAAAAUUAGCAAACUAUUUCAAUGCCUUGUUGUGAAGACGUCUAGUCAAUUAUCAAUACCUCUUAGGACGCAGUGGUUUCUAAAAACAGUUUUCAUAAAUGGUUAUGUAGUAUACGUACCAUAUUUAUCCACAAGUAAUCCUCUGCCCACAAAACUCCCCUUUCUUCAUUAUUACAGAAUCGUCAACUUUAAAAGCCUCUAUGUUGAUAAGAUAUAAAACUUUUGUUAUCAAGUUAAACUUCAUAAUCCCCCAUUUGGGUUUAUCUUCAUUUAUUUUCCUUCAAAUCAGUUAGGGUGCCGAGCUACAUCCAAGAUGAUAAACAGAAAACCAUGGGUUUUUUAUUAAAUGCGGAGAAGUUUCACUGAAAAUUCGUGGCAUCUUUUCACAUUAAACCUAUCUUUAAUUUGAGUCUAACAGGCUCCCGUUUACUCAAGUUGUAGAUGAUGUGCUUUUUCCCACUCCAUUUCAUAACAAUGCUUAGUUACAGAAACCACUACCUCUGAUCAACUUUGGGCUUUUGAUGCAUGGCUUUGAUCAGCAGUCCUGAACAAACCAGUGUGCCCAUGCAUCUAUGACUUAUUUUCCAUGUCUCAAGAUCUCUGAUGCCAAAACCUUGUAGUGAAGUUUUUAGGCGUUCCUUGUUUUAAAUCUGAUUGCGAGACAAUGGACAGGCAUAGUUGAUGUAAUCUUUCAACUUCAUUUUCAUUGGGUUAAAUCUUGACUUAAGUAUUUUGUUAAUACAUGAUUAUGAAUAACAAGGCCAUUACAAAUGAAUGUUGUGACAUCAUAAUAAAUAUGACGUCUCAUCAUUGUUGGGUAGACAUAAACAUCCCAUACUAGCUGGAUUUCCCCUGUCUUAUACAAACAAGAAUUGAAAGUUUUUUUGCUUAUACUCUCAUAAAUAGUAUUAUGUGAUAAAUAACAUGUUACACUCUUGGCUAUGUCAUAUGAAAUUUUAAAUAUUGAACAUUGGAUUAUUUUGAAUGUCUCUUUAGUUUGUAGUCAUGACAUUCCCCAUUAUUUUGAAGGUCUCUUUGUAUCAUGACAUUGCCCAUUAUUUUUAAUAUGAAAAGAUUUACUGCCACCAGUACAAACCAGCUUAUUCAUUUACAUAAUUAAUUUACUCAUAAGAGGCUCUAAACUGUUUAAUUAUCUAUUUUUGCUUUCUCUAAUUACAUACACAGUCAAAAAUUUUGUCUUUUGAUGACAUAAUUUCAAGUAUAUUUGUUCUAGGUAGGAAAACAAUGAUUGUUUAAACGCCAUCAUUUACCCAUUUUACAUAUCUACAUUUUGUUUGAAACCCUAUUUUUCAAUCCUUUUGAAGGCAUAAUUUUUGCUUUGCUGUUGUUACAUACAACUUUGCCAUUUUGGAACCAACAAAGAAGAAGGUUAUUUUUGUACAAACCUCUAGAAAGUAUGUAAACGAACGUAAGUAUAAAUUUGACUUUAUUUUUAUUGUUUUAAAUCCGGAUUCACGGGAUGGCAAUUGGUUUCAGGACCUCAUUUCCGGUUCGAGUUUCUUAAGCGCCAUCUUGUCCAUUUUUGCGGCCCCAAAUUUAUUCUUUUAUUUUAACACCGUCACUUUUGCAGUAACUAUGCCAGGAACGAUCUUCGUAGCAUUUUGAAAUGUCUGCUGAUGACAUCACCGACAUCCACAUUUGUGGUGCAUGUCGGACAGAGUUCCAUAAUGUGGAUCUCUUCCUGCUACACAAGAGGCUCUCGUGUCCUGCUGUACUACAGUCAGCCGUGACUGGCACUGUACCCAGUCAUAAAGAUGGAGUAGCUGGAGACAACCAACAACAGAUUCCUGUAUCUAAAGAUAACUGUUCAAUGGUAACAACAUCUCUUGGUGCAAACAUGGGUAUCCAAGUUCAAUCUUCAGGCCUAGCAGUAGUUCAGGGACUCCAUAUGGGAACAUCACACCCUGGCGAGCGUGAAGGUGUCAGGUCAACCUUCAUGAUCACCCCACCACAGGGUCAUGAAUACAUACAAACCAAUCAGAGGCCAGCACUCAUCCAAACAAACAAUCAAAACAAAUCGGAGUCUCAGAUUAUCUUGACAGAAAAGGGAGAGCUACUUGUUGUACAGACAACGCCACCUGAUGGUACAGAACCGAACGAGACUGAAAUGAACCAACACGGCCAAGCUAUGCUGAACUUCAUACAGUAUAUCCGUGCUAAUGGUGGUGGCACUACAAAUAUUGCAGGUCCCAUCCUUCCUAAUCUUGUUCCUACAACAGAGGGAAUGGCCCACCCUUCUAGUGCCCCCAUAGUACAACUCAGACAGAAUGGCUCGGUGUCUAUCGUGUCAACUCCAGAGAGCCAACCUUUAACAGUAUGUCCAUCUGAUCUGCAUAAUGGCAACUUAGUUGAUCAGACCACUCAAAGACACUUGAUUGAAAAUUCCCCGCAAGUGACUUUUGACCAAGAAAGUCGGUUAGAUGGAAAUGACCCUAUCAUUCGUCCUGUGGUACAAGCACAAGAUUUGGCACAGCAGGCUGCCAGACUAUCCGGAGUGGUAGAAAGUGAUCUCCAGAGUGUUCCCAUGGAGACCAACACUCAACAGAGUGACCUUGACACUGUGCAAUACUCCGUCAAUGUUGUGAACAUAAAUCAGUCUGCUAACACUGAGGGCGUUGGACAGAUACUCCAGAUACCAGAAUCAAAUAUCCAGGAGGAAAACAUUGUCUUUUCUGACAACUUAGGACAGCCUCUAUCAGAGAGUCACAAGUUUGGAAAGUUUAGUGGGAAAACUGUGAUUGCAAGGGGAGCAAAAACACAUUGCUCUUCCAGCAAGAAUUCAUCCAAAUCUUCCUCUACGACUAAACCAACAGGGUCUCCAAAUAAAUCUCCAGGAACUGCACACAAGGUCCGAACUCCACCAGUGAAGAAGUUCAAAUGUCAUUAUGAUGAUAAGUGUACCUUUUCUUCGGCAUAUUUGAAAGAUCUUGAACGACACUUCAGGACACACACGGGAGAGAAACCAUUUUCUUGUAAAUAUUGUGACCGGUCCUUCAGUAGGGUGGACAAGCUUCACCUUCACAUGAGGGCUCAUACUGGAGACAAACCCUACAAAUGCAAAUUUUGUAACUACAGUGCUGUGGACAACAGCAGUCUACGUAAACAUGCAAUAGUCCACACUGAUGAAAGACCUCACAAAUGUCAGGUUUGUCCCUAUGCAUGCCGUACAGCCAGUCAGCUGACAGUCCACUUACGUACACACACUGGUGACAGUCCGUUUCCGUGUCCAUUCUGUCCCGCCAAGUUCAAGAUCAAGUCAGACCUGCGGCGCCACUUGAGGGUACACACAGGCGAGAAGCCAUACCAGUGUGAUAAGUGUGAUGCCAAGUGUGCCACAAAAGGGAACCUGGCCAGUCAUAACCGUGUACAUCACUCCACAGAGAAUCAGAUGAAGUGUACCGUAUGUGAUUUCUCCACCUCGUCCAAGCGAAGUUAUAAAGAACACAUUAAAGGUCAUGAACCUGAUGACCCAGAUUGUGUUUGCCACGUGUGUCAAUACAAAUGUUCCAACAGAGAGGUGCUCCGCAGUCAUCUUUCCCGACACGAGAAGGAGAAAAGUUACAGCUGCAUGCAUUGUUAUUUUUCAACCAAUCACAAGGCUAACCUGACCCUCCAUAUAAAACGUAGACAUAUGCAAAUUGAGCCAAAAGUCGUAAACACCAAGGGUAGGCGGACAAAGUCAUCAGAGGUGAAGGUUUCUGGUUCAUCGGGAAAAUUUUCAAAGUCAUUCACCUGUCAUCUAUGUCCUGAAUCCUUUGUGAGGAAAGAUUCCUUACGGAGUCAUAUUCGGUUACAUGAAGAAAUGGCUAACUCGACACUCACCACAGCUUUGACUGUGUUGAAGUUACAGCAGCCUGUUAUAAACGUUUCCUCCUCUGGUAGUCACAACAGAGUUGCUCCUGUUAGUGAUGAAGGAAUAGUGGAUGGAAGUUCUGACAUGGAUCCCAAAGGUCAAGAGCAGGUAAUGAUGCAUUAUGGGACUGAUUCUGCACCCAUAACAUCUGCAAGUAGUGCUAAUGAUCGAGAGGAAAAUGGGAGAUACGUGGAUGGAGCUUGUCAUGGUCAAUCUCAAUCACAGUCAAGGGAAGGACAUUCUGAGGUUACACAAGAACUUGUUCAAGGACAGGACAGACUGGAAUACCAUAGGGAGGAACUGCAAAACCAGAACAUGGACAUAAUGAACCUGCAAGCACCAGAACUAAGUCAGAUUGUAUCUUCAGGUUACAAUACAUCUACUCAGAGGGUGCAAACUUCUCCGGAUUCAACAGUGAUUACGUUAGACAUGAGGACCUUGUCAUCCGAUGAUAUCACCAUUGUAGAACCUCAAGGUAUAGCAGAAGCGCGGAAGAUGUUACUUCAUAAACAGGUCCUCGGUCAACAACAGAUAAGGGUCAUACAGGAUAAAGAGGAUGAUUUGUCAAAUCAGCAAAUGUAUAGACAGUUGAGUGUAUCUGACCCUGAUGUACCAUGUGAUGUGCAAAUAAGAAGUUCAUCUGGAACAACCAACACAUAUUACCCCAAUAGCCAUAUCACUAAAAGAGAGGCAAUUGAGAGACGAGACUGUGGUUCAGACAGUGAUGGCUACAGGAGAGAGAUGUAUACUGGUUCAGUUACUAGUGGAAAUUUAUUGGAGACUGAAAAUCCUCGAUGUGUCUUACAGAAUGUAAUGGAGUGUCCUGAGACCUCAGUGUCUGACCGUGUCCAGUUUCAAACCCAGACAAUUCCAAGUAUACAGCUUGUCCAGAACAUAUCCUUUCCUGUCAUUCGUCAUCCCGCUGGCUUGAUCAUCCCUUCAGUUAACGGGCAAUCUCUUAAUCAGCUUGUUGGAGGAACCAUUCACCCAGGGGACAUAACCACCCUGCCACAGGGAGAAAUAACUACCCUAACACCAGGAGAUGUAACUACAAUUCAACGAAGAGACUCAACCACUUUGCCACAAAGCAUACAUUCUUUUCAACAAAAAGGCACUUUACAGAAUGAGGGAAUACACACUUUGCAGCAAGGGGACAUAACUGUUAUUCAACAAAGGGGUAUAACUACCCUUCAGCAGACUGAAGGAACCAAUCCUCUGUCUCUUAAUGCCCAGUUACAGGAUGGUGAUACACACUUGAAUUUACCGAUACAAAUUUUGCCUCAACAAACUGGCAGUCAGAGUUUCCAGAUGAUAGGAGGUGUCUCACAGCUAAUGAAUACAGCAUCAACCAGUGUUCAGCUUGUCUUACCCACAACUGUUGACAACAGCAGUGCAACUGGUCAGAAAGUUGUGGCCACUUCUAUUAGGCAGAUAGAAAAUCCAGUUCAAUCUAAUACAAUGUGUGGCAUUCCACAUGAGCUGUCUUCUAGUAUAAGAGGUCAUGAGUUGAAUGUCAGUAGUAGUCAACUGUCCGAGGUAGAUACAGGACAAGUCACAAUGGCUUCAAACCAGACACAAGUAGGGAGCUGUGUAGAUGAUGUGAAGGGUUUGAUGGGUCAGAAGGUCAACAGUCUAAACAAGAGGGUUAUCAUUCCCAUGUCAGUACCACAGACAGGUGGUCUUAUCAUAAACUCACCUGUAGAAUCACACGCCCUAACGACAGGGAAAUCCUGUCCCCACCAUGCCUUUGGUAUCGCAAACAGCAAACGUCCCUACAUCGACUGUGGUAACACAGAUGUUACAGGCGGGAGGUCCUGUCCAGACUUCGUCUGUGGUAUCAAAGACGCUUCAGACAGGAAACCUAUACCCAAGCUUGUCUACUGUUCCACAGAUGUUAUCAACAAGAAGCCUAGUUAGCAUUUCAUCUGUUGUACAACAAGGACUACCGACAGGAAAUCAAGUUCCCCUAUCGCCGGUGGAAUCACAAACAGUUAGCCUUGUCCCUGUAUGUACUGGUACCUCUCCUGUGGUAUCUCAGACAGAAAGCCAAGUCUCCCCAGUAAACGGUAACCAGGACCUUGUAUCAAUACCAGUGAAUUUCAUCAGAGUACCACAGAUAGAAACAACUCCAGCAUUACCAGACCAGCGUACGAAAGCAUCGAGACGUCCUAGGAAUUGACUUGUUGUUGAGGAUGACAAGUACUUGCUGAUUGAUCCACCCUACAAAUAAAAAGUUACUUGGAGACCUGUGGAAUAUCACUAUACCUUGGAGUAUAAUUUAUCGGCUUGGUGGCUGGACAUUAGAAGAUAUUUCUUCAGUGCACAUGAAUGUACUCAUGAAUUCACAUUGGACUGGUGAUCAGAUACCUGUUCACCCGUGUAUAUAUUCUUUAUAUCAAUGGAAACUCCGUCCAUUUAUUUGGAAACUCCAGCAAGAGUCUAAUGAUUUGGGAGGUGUAGUUAUAUAUAUAUAAUUAUUUCUUAUUGGACAAAUAUGGUGCUAUGUGAUAUAAUUAUAUAUAAGAUGCUGAUGACUAGGGACUAGUAGAAUUUCAUCGGUACAUGUAGAAACCCCCAACUCUCUGUUAGAUUACAACUGGAAACAUAUAACAUACAUAAAAUUAUCUUAAGAUUUAUUUAUUUUUAUUACAGAUGAUGUUUUGUACACUAUAAUUAGCAUUUUGUAUCGACUUGAAUAUUUCUAAGUUCAUUGCAUAAUCUAUACGUACAGUGUAGACCCAGUUAUAUAAGCUGUUUAAAGGAAACCAUGAUGACUUGGAGACAUCCAAUUUGUUUGGUUGUAAGAAGAGUUUGUGAUGCACUGCUUAGGUAUUGUACUGAUUACUGUAAAGUAACAAAAUAUAUUGUUCCUUAGGUAUUGUACUGAUUACUGUAAAGUAACAAAAUAUAUUGUUCCUUAGGGAUUUAUACACAUUGGCUUUAUAAAUAAAUUAACCCCUCACAGGAUUCAUGCAUCUACCAGCAACGUGCAUUGUUAUACAAGUAGCCAUAUACAAAUGUAUAUGUAUAUACUGCUAACUAUUAAACAGGGGAAAUUCAUUGUUAGUCUUCACUGCAAGACAAUUUUUUAUCUAUAUUUGUAAUUGUUUUAUUUUAUUUUUAUGUGUGAAUGGGGGAUUUGUGCUGGAAGUAAAAAAGCUAAUUGGCAAUUUCUUUUAUAUUUGAAGAAUUAUAUUCAUUUCAGGAUCAGAAAGAGGCUUGUUGCCAGGCAGACAAAAAGUAGUAGUGUAAUCACCAUGAGGACCUCAUUACAUUCCCGUGAAAUGGCAGGCUAUUGUCAUUAGUGUUACUCGAGUUGAUUUCAAAAAUUUAAGUCAAUAAUUUUUAAUGAUGCCGUAGUAAUUGAAGUCUGACAGGUGCAAUUUUAAUGUCUAAACUUCAAAUUGCAUUAAACUAAAAGUUAUGAAAUUGACUUUAAUUUUCAAAUAUGGUGCUACACAGCCUUCACUGCUAUUAGCCGUCAUAUGCAUUUUCAAGGUCGGUGUCCAAGGUCAUGAAGGUAAUAUUGUGAAUGAAAAAGAUAUUCAGAAGAGUAUAUUUUACGAUUAUUUUAUGAUCCAUAAAUUAGCUUUGUCCUUUUUGUCCGUUUCUUAUUUUGUUAACAUAUGUUAUAUCCUGGUUCUGGAUCUGACAAUUUGUUAUAAACAAACUUUGUCAUAAGGCACUGAUGUUGAGAACAUGUAUCACAAAAUAUACAUUGCUUAGAUUGCAUUGCAUGAUUUUCUGUAAAUGUUCCCCACUGGCACUUUGAUGGUGUGUGGAGAAUCCAUUUCAGUAUCUAUAGACAAACUUCACUGUCUGUUCUGUAGUAUUUGGACCCUUUGUAGCCAUCGGAUGAACCAGUUAUAAAAACAUUUCUUACAAGUACUGGUUAUUCUCUACACAUUAGUAGACUGGUCACCCUCUCAGCUGAUGGUAAUCUGGAAUUAAACCUUUGGAAUAUUGAAUAUGAAAUAAUCCUUACCACUGCCCAUUGAUUCAUGACAGGAUAUAUAUAAAAUACUUAUGAAAUGUGCAAAUUAUUGUAAUUUAAAAUCAUUCCAUAAACUAUUGGUGCUUUUGUAUUUAACUAUUCAUUAUAAAUUAAAAACUCCUAACGCUCCGAUCCAUUUUUUUAUAGAUUAAAAGAAAAGAAGGAAAAUGCAAUCCUUGUUUUGUUCUGAUAUGUACUGUAUGGCCUAUAUUUAAAAAAUCUCAAAAUCGUUUAAGAAAUGAGAUUCAACUGGAGCCUAAAUGUUUUGCUGUUAUUGAUUUACUGAGCCUGGUAAAUCAAAACGGAUAUCACUGGAGCACACUGCAUGUAUAUCCCAUUUUGUACUGUACUAAAAUGAUACAGUAUACGUGUGUCAAAAGUGUAAAGUGUAUUUGAUGUCAUAAAUAAUAUGUUGAUACUUGAAACAAUUGUUUUUUUUUUCUUUUUGUUGCAUUGAACUUUAUACCUGUUAUAGUUAUAAUAAAAUAUUUAUGUUUUGAUUCGGAG
Pecten maximus is the source of this 12126-nucleotide messenger RNA. RefSeq lists its product as uncharacterized. Lineage: Eukaryota; Metazoa; Mollusca; Bivalvia; Pectinida; Pectinidae. The record is from RefSeq and is a predicted model, not a curated record. Gene Ontology annotation, cellular component: nucleus.